AUGCAGAAAUACGAUCAGGCUUUUGAAUUUGUUAACGAGGAACAAACGAUUUCUUCUACUGAUUCGGUUGAUUCGAAAGUAGCUUAUAGAAAAAUCGACUUUCGAGUUUGUUUUAUAUUAUGUGGAGCUUACUUUUUACAAUUUCUUGAUAAGUCAUUACUUAACUAUGCUGCAGUAAUGGGAAUCAAAACAGCUUUGACCAAGCCUUCACAGUUUAACGACUUGGGGACUAUUUUAUAUUGUGCCUAUAUCUUUGGUGAGCCAAUAAGUGCUUAUUGCUUUCAAAAAUUCCCCGUUGGUAAAUUUUUCGGUAUUUGUAUUAUUUGUACUGGGAUAGUAACGAUUUGCACUGGAGCAGUUAAUUCCAACUCAAACGGGUAUGCUAGUUUGAUGGUCUUGAGAGCAUUACUUGGAUUAUUUGAGAAUUCAUUUGCGUCAGGUUGUUGUUUGAUUACCAGUAUGUGGUACUCCAAGACGCAACAACUUCAUAGAACAAGCUGGUGGACCAUCCAAGCAGGUACUUCUACGAUGUUUGGAGGACUAUUAAGUUUUCUUUUCCAAAAAAUCGAUUCAAGUAAGAUAUCAGUGGCUAACUGGCAAUUGUUCUAUUUCGUGAUUGGAGUCAUAACUUUGCUUUUUGGUACUUAUACUUUUUUCAGCUUACCUGAUAAUCCAACUAAUUGUAAAUUUUUAACUAGGUUGGAGAAAAGAAUAGUACUUGAAAAUAUUAGAUUAAACCAAACGGGUACUGAAUCAAGUUUUAAACCAGAUAAAUUGAAAGAACUUUUAUUCAAAGACAAACAUACUUGGCCAAUGGUCUUAUUAACGCUAAUUUCAAUGAUUCCAACUGGGGCAGUUUUAACUUUCAGUGUUUCGAUGAUUAAAAAUAUUGGAUUUAAUAAUCAGCAUUCUGCAUUAAUGCAGAUUCCCUUGGGGGUUUCUACUAUUUUAGCAAUUGUUCUAGGUACAAAUAUCUGUGCUUAUUUCAAUGGUAAUCAUCGUUCUUUUAUUUUCAUAUCAAUGUUGGUUCCAGCAAUAAUUGGUUAUAUUGUUUUGUUAUCUUGUUCGAAUAAAAUUGGUUUACUAAUGUCAGUUUAUCUAAUCAAUGUUGGAACUUGUGUAAUCACCAUGAUUUAUUCGUGGAAUACCGCUAACACUGCUAAUUCAACUAAAAGAGUUUAUCGUAAUUGCAUUACCAUGAUUGCUUUUGCUGUUGGAUGCCUAAUCGGGCCCCAAAUCGUGGUUGAUUAUCAAACGGCUUAUUUGGUACUAAUGAUUCUUAGCAUUGUUUGCAUUCCUUUGGUGCUUUUAGUGAGAUAUAUCAGCAUUUAUGAAAAUAGAAAGAGAGAUUCUUUAUCAAAGGAGGAAGUUGAUGCUUGGUUAACUGAAAUGGGUGAUAAUUAUGAAUUCAAAGACUUGACCGAUAUCGAAAACAUCAUGUUCAGAUACUCGUACUAA
This is a messenger RNA of Hyphopichia burtonii NRRL Y-1933, 1458 nucleotides long. RefSeq lists its product as uncharacterized. Gene Ontology annotation, molecular function: transmembrane transporter activity. The record is from RefSeq and is a predicted model, not a curated record. The coding region runs from base 1 to 1458 and encodes 485 amino acids. Gene Ontology annotation, biological process: transmembrane transport. The transcript has a single exon. Gene Ontology annotation, cellular component: membrane. Lineage: Eukaryota; Fungi; Ascomycota; Pichiomycetes; Serinales; Debaryomycetaceae.